Rhea pennata is the source of this 5189-nucleotide messenger RNA. RefSeq names its product CTD small phosphatase like (gene CTDSPL). Gene Ontology annotation, molecular function: RNA polymerase II CTD heptapeptide repeat phosphatase activity. The transcript has 8 exons. NCBI's taxonomy places the organism in Eukaryota, Metazoa, Chordata, Aves, Rheiformes, Rheidae. The record is from RefSeq and is a predicted model, not a curated record. The coding region runs from base 405 to 1232 and encodes 275 amino acids.
GAGAGGCGCGGAGCGGGCACUUCCCCCGCCCCGCCAGCGGCAGCGGCUCCUGCGGGGCGCUUUUCCGGGCCGAGGGGGGCCGCGCUGCGGAGGGGGGGGCGCGUUGUUUUUUGGGGGGGACCGGUAUCGUCUUCCCCCCCCCUUCCUCUCCCCCCCUCCUCCGCGGAGAACCUGGAGGCAGCAGCGGCGGCGCUACCGGAGGGGCCCCGGCGCCCCCCCCGCCCCCCCCCCCCCCCGUGCUCGUGGCUUCGUUCCUGGAGGAGAGUUUCGCUUUUUUUUUUUUUUUUUUUUUUUUAACUGCCAAUCUGCGUGUUGAUUUUUUUUAAACAAACAAACAAACAAAUCCGCGCACACGAGCCUGCCUCUGGGAGGGAAAUAGCCAGGUGAAAUCUCACUCGGUUUCCAUGGACAACCCGUCCAUUAUCACCCAGGUGACUAACCCCAAAGAGGAGGAGAUCCUGUCCUGCACUCAGGAUAAAGUGUCCCAAUGUAAUAUCAGCUUGAAGAAGCAGAGGAGUCGAAGUAUCUUUAGCACCUUAUUCUGCUGCUUUCGUGACUACAAUGUCGAACCACCAUCUACUAAUAGCACCAGUGCUCUUCCUCCUUUGGUGGAGGAGAAUGGAGGACUUCAGAAGGGUGACCAGAUGCAGGUCAUGCCUAUACCAAGUCCACCAGCUAAAUACCUCCUGCCAGAACUGACAGCAUCAGACUAUGGGAAGAAGUGUGUGGUCAUUGAUUUAGAUGAAACUUUAGUGCACAGUUCGUUUAAGCCAAUUAGCAAUGCUGAUUUCAUCGUUCCUGUAGAAAUUGAUGGAACCAUACAUCAGGUUUAUGUGUUGAAACGACCACAUGUGGAUGAAUUUCUGCAAAGGAUGGGAGAACUCUUUGAAUGUGUGCUCUUCACAGCCAGUCUAGCCAAGUAUGCAGACCCAGUAGCAGACUUACUGGAUCGUUGGGGUGUGUUCAGGGCAAGGCUCUUUAGAGAAUCCUGCGUUUUCCACCGAGGAAAUUAUGUGAAGGAUCUGAGUCGACUGGGACGCGAGCUGAGUAAAGUUAUUAUAGUAGAUAACUCUCCUGCAUCUUACAUCUUCCAUCCUGAAAAUGCAGUGCCUGUGCAGUCCUGGUUUGAUGACAUGACAGACACGGAGCUGCUAGAUCUUAUUCCUUUCUUUGAAGGACUAAGCAAAGAGGAAGAAGUUUACAGUAUGCUUCAUAAACUCUGCAACAGGUAGCCCUUAUCUUUGAACUGACUUCUGCUACUAGGUUGCAGUUGCUAGAGGCUGUGUCCAUCUUUUUCAGCUCUUUCAAGCGUAAGCUUUGGGGAGGUCACGCCUAUCAGAAGUGCUACUCUUGAUCUUCCUGUUACAUUGUACACGAAGGACAAUCAUGAGUGAUGCUAUUAAUAAGCCUUCAGAAGCCUGACUCCUAAGGUCAUGUGUUCAGACUACUUUUUUUAAGGAAAAAAAAAAAGCUAUUUUAAAUGGGACUCUUUUAAUGAAUUUCAUAAAUGGACACCUUUUACUGGAUCAGCUUUUCUUAGAACAUGCCAAAAAAGAAGCUUGUAUUUCAGCAGUUAAUUUCUCUCCCUUUCUUCCCCUCCCACUAUGCAGACAAUUUUACCCCCCUGCUUAGAGCAGUUGACCUGACUCUGAAUUUUUUCUUACAGAAUGAAGUGCCUUUUUGAAUGUUAUUUUAAGAUAAAAAUUCAUUUUUGUAUAAGACGUAUUUCCAGACAUCUUUUAGUCUUGUAUUGUCUAAAUGCUUUAAAAGGAAAAAGGAAAAAUUUUAUAGAGCACUGUAAUAUAUAACAAAGGAAAAAAGUUGAAACAAAGAUGCUGGGUUCUUGUCUCCACAUUAACAUUAAGUUGUAUUACAUUCUGUCCUGCUCAGAAGAUUUAAGAGUUUGCGGGAGGGGUGAUUUGCAUUACUUGUUCGUUUCAUUGAUCGGGUUUUGGACAUAGCUUUGAACAUACGUGCAGUUGUUUGAGUAUUAGGGAAUGAUGGAAUUGAGAAAACAGGGUGGCAAAUAGAUCUAAAGCACCUUUUAUUGUAGACAGAUGAAGUUCUAUUCUCUCUGCUUACGCACAACUGCCAUGCCUCUCGUUAUUUGGAAAGUGGUUAUCUUGGGAGAAGGGGGAGGAAAUCUAUUUAUUAGUUUAAAAUUCUUUUCUUACAAAAAAAAACCAUCUGGGUAAGCUGGAUCUGUAUUGAGCUGUUUUGAGUACUUUUUUUCUUUUAAUUGCUGCUACUGUAUACUCACCAAAUGGUAUCAGACCAUCGGCUGUUAUACUGUUUUUUGCCACUGUGCCUGUGCUAUGAAACAUUUUCUGUAAGCUGCAAACUUGGGCAAUAAAUAAAAUGCAGGCUUCAUUACCCGCCCUUAUAUUUUAAUCCGAUGGUAUCUGAUAUACUAGAGAACUCAGUUAAAGGUGACCUGCAAAGGAUGUUUUUUUUUUUGUUACUCUCUUUUUUUUUUUUUCAGAAAUUGGGAAAUUUCUUUUGUAUGUAAAAAUGCAAAUUUUUUUUUCUGUUCUCUGUUUUUUUUGUUUUUUUUUUUUUUUUUUUUUUUCCUUAAGGCAGACUGGGAGCUGUAUCAACUCUUGCUAAAAGGGCAGGAAUUUUCUCAAGAGUGAUCGUCUAGUAUUGGAGUUAAAUAGAUGUCUCUGAUUCAGAGAGGUUAAAAACUCUAACUGAAACCUAUGCCGAGUCUGCCUAGCAUUUACUCUUUUGCGGUGCCAUUGGUACCCUAGUGUAACUUUUAACUUUUUUAAGCAUUUUGAAGAAGGCACACAUUCCUUUUUUCUUUCCUUUCCAGUGUCACCUUUUAAUUACUUUCUCGCACUAGAAGUCUACAAAUGUAAAAAUUACAGCUAUGUUUGGCUAUCAUCAAAGAAAAUUAAAUGGCAUAAUCAGGGCUUCUAAUUGGCCUGCUAAAUUCUGAAUAGCCAAUCCCCUUUGCAUUUUUUUUUCUUGAAAAAGUCUCAAUGACUUGGGGGACAAAAAAAAAAACACUCAAUUUGUGAUGAAAUUAGGGUGUAACCCUUGUCUAAAGCAUCGAUGAAGCAGCUUAACAAAUUCCUUCUUAGGAGGGCAGGCCAGCCUAUGCAGGCAGCGAGUAGGUUGUCGUAGGUGCAGUAUAAAUUGGAAAGAUGACUUGCCCCCCUUGCAGGGCGCCUUUGCACCAAGUGCUUGCUGGGUCUCGUGGUGAGGAGGGUGUUGCAGGCAGUUCCAUGACACUCAUGAGUCUGUACAGCAUCGCCAUUGUAUUUUCUUACCAGUCGGCAUUACCUUAGUACUGUAUAUUUCUGUGCCGCAACAGAAGAUAGAACUGAGAAAUAAUAAUAAUAAUAAUAAUAAACCCUACAUUGUUUAAAAAAAAAAAAAAAAAAAAGACAUGGAUUCUGGUUAGUCCAUCAACCUUUAGGUUCAGUUUAAGAUUCUGCGAUUUUGUUUUUGUUCAGAGUAAUGAAACUAUAAGCUGCCAAAAAGUUGUUCUCUGAGCAGUAUUUUCAACUGUAUUUGUCGCUUCUACUUCAAAUACAGUUUGCAGGGAAGUAUUCAGGUCGUAGUUAGUUGUGCAGGUAUGAUAGGAAUGGCUGAAGAAAAUUCAAAGAUUUUUCUCACUAGCAUUAGACCAAACAAUAUUUCAAUUAGACAAUAAAUAACCCCAUUGAGACGUUACCAUUUCACGGUUGUGACCUGUUGUACGUGAGACAAACCAUGUCAUUAGUUUGCAUUUAUGAAAGCAGUGAUUUCAUGAACCAGUUGCCUUAAGUCUGUGAAUGAAUGUUGAUUAUUAAAGUGUCUUGUAUUGUUUUAAAAUCCACAUAUAAUGGACAACUGAACUUCCAUUCCAACAUCUGGAAGAAUUGUUUUGGUGACACUCUGUACAACCAUACUUGUUCUGUAUUGUUUGUUUGGCUUUUGAAAUAACUGAGAAAAGCAUUAAAAUGACAUUUGGUGAUAACACAGAGGGGUCAGUCUUAACAACAGUUUUGAUUUGUGCUAAGAUUUUAAGAGUAUUUUCUAUAGUUUCUGUUGUAGUUUUCUAAUCAUGGUAAUUCUUGCUGCAGAAUGAAGGCACUAUUUUUUCUUCUUUUUUUUUCCUUUUCUUUUCUUUUCUCUUUUUUUUCCCUCCAAACCACCUGAUUCCCUUUGACAUAAAACUGGGAGCAUUCUUCUAAAAUCAAGUUUUGGCUUUCCUUAGUAUCCCUAAUUUCAACAGGGGAUCAAACUAGCAAACUAUGUUUACUUUGGCUCUAUUUGUCAUACCUAAAAUUUCAAGUUUUAAGCUUGCUUGGUUAUAUAUACACUAUAUAUUUAAAAUAUCUAGAUUUUAACAAAGCAAUAUAGUUCUAACAAUAAAGCCAGAUAAAUGAGCAGAAUGUUUGUAAAAUUUACAAUACGGGUAUUUGAUUGUAUGUUAAAUACAAGAUUUUGAAAAUCAAAAAAGGAAAAAAUAUUAUUUCCUAGAUCUCUUGCAUAUUUUAAAGUGCAGUUAAUGCAUGCAGGUCACCAAGGCUGUUAUAAACCUUGGUUUUCAGAUAUAUUUCUGGAUAUUAUCAUAGAAGUGUUAAGAAGUCUUUCCCAGUUGAUCAUUCUAUUCAGCUAAAGAAAUGCUGCCUGACCUGAAGUUCUGUUGUCCGUUUUAUGUCGGGUUAAAAAAGGUUUUUUGCCUGUAUAGGUAUUUUUUAAAUUAAGCUGUAAGGCAGAAUGCCUUAGAUUCUUGAAAUUCAACUGAAGUAUUAUGAUUAAAUUGCCAUUUGUAAACUAGGGCUGUGCGCAAAACACUUGUUAAACACCAGGAAGUGUGGCAAGUUUUGAAUGGAAGAUCUUAGCAAAUGUACAAUAUUGCUGUGUUCCUCUAGAUAGCUUUGGAAGAAUAAUCUUUCUGUUGUUUUGCCCUUUGAUCUUUUUUAAACAGCAAAGAUAUACAUCGAAGAAACUCAACAUCUGAAGAGGUUUGGUUAUCGGUGUGUGCAAUCACUUUAUCACAGCAUGAUUUUGAUUAGAGUGGUUGGGGACAAUAAAGUAUCUGAAUGACACUGGUGUGUACUGAUGUUGCAGCUUUUGAAAUUUCAAUGUAAAAAAAAAAUUGUAGCUAUGUGAUUUACGAACACAUAAUCCUAUGUUUUACGGAUUCUUUUUACUAAUAAAACAUAGUACCGCACAGCCCUAUUUGUAAAACA